Oncorhynchus masou masou (cherry salmon) is the source of this 3933-nucleotide messenger RNA. Its product is annotated as ras-related protein Rab-8A-like. The record is from RefSeq and is a predicted model, not a curated record. Gene Ontology annotation, molecular function: GTPase activity; GTP binding. Gene Ontology annotation, cellular component: synaptic vesicle; trans-Golgi network transport vesicle; dendritic spine. Bases 89 to 709 code for a protein of 206 amino acids. Lineage: Eukaryota; Metazoa; Chordata; Actinopteri; Salmoniformes; Salmonidae. Gene Ontology annotation, biological process: cilium assembly; protein secretion; Golgi vesicle fusion to target membrane. The transcript is spliced from 8 exons.
GUCCAAUCACUGGUCCAGUAAAUCGAGUAAAGCAGUAACGUAUCUCUUUGCACAACUGCCGGGCGGGAUUUCCGCAAUUGCUAAUAAUAUGGCGAAGACUUACGAUUACUUGUUUAAACUACUGUUAAUCGGCGAUUCUGGCGUCGGAAAGACGUGUGUGUUGUUCAGGUUUUCAGAAGAUGCCUUCAACUCAACAUUUAUCUCCACAAUAGGUAUUGACUUUAAAAUUAGAACUGUAGAACUAGAUGGUAAGAAGAUCAAGCUACAGAUAUGGGACACAGCUGGUCAGGAGCGGUUUCGAACAAUCACAACGGCAUACUACAGAGGAGCCAUGGGCAUCAUGUUGGUCUAUGACAUCACCAAUGAGAAGUCGUUUGACAACAUCAAAAACUGGAUAAGGAAUAUAGAGGAGCAUGCCUCUGCUGACGUGGAGAAGAUGGUUCUGGGAAACAAGUGUGACGUCAAUGACAAGCGACAGGUGUCCAAAGACAGAGCGGAGCAGUUGUCGUUGGAGUACGGUAUCAAGUUUAUGGAGACCAGUGCAAAGGCCAAUAUCAACGUGGAGAAUGCAUUUAUGACCCUUGCCAGAGACAUCAAGGCGAAAAUGGACAAGAAACUGGAGGGCAACAAUCCUCAGGGCAGCAGUCAUGGUGUGAAGAUCACAGAACAGCCCAAGAAGAGCAGUUUCUUCCGCUGCACCCUCCUGUGAGGACAAUGAUCUUACCAUUGUCCACAGCUGGACAGAACUGGACUUGCUCAGAGCUUUCCUCUUUCGCCCUGUUCUCAUCCCUCCCUGAUAUCCCAGGCCUCUUUGGGCUUUGUUUUUUUUUCUGCUUCACCAUGUGCCCCCAGUUUACAAACGGUAGCUUUCAUUGGUCAGGUGUAUCAAUCAGUGUUGUUGGAUGGGCGUUAGAUUGAGAUCUCUAUACCAGGCACUCUUCUGUACCAUCAUGCUCUUAUAUCGUCUCUCGUAAUUACACUUAGGUUUCUGCUCACCCUCUCUCUCUGUUCUCUGCAACGGUUGUCACAGAUACUGUAUGUUGCUCUGUGGUCGUACUGCUGCCAAAUUUGAUCCUUUGAGGUUGUGUCUCAACAUGGAUUGACCUUAUCCUUAAAAGCAGUGGCUUAAUUCCAUGAUAAGACUAGUUAACCAUCAUACAUCUGACAUCUUCUGUGAGAUUGACUUCUGAAUCAUCUAGCUACUAUGGAGAUUUAUUCCAAAUGUGUCAUCUAUACAUCCCUGUUUUUCCUUUAUCAAAUUAGUGAUUAUCUGUAUUCUACCUUAAAUCCCCUUUUGCCAUCCAACAAAUAUACCAGAAAGCCACUUAUUUCUUUAAGAUAAUAUAAUACAGUUCUGAAGUGUUAGUCUUACAAUGUUAACAGUAAAGACAUACCAUCUUAACGACAUACCUGAACAUUUUCAUCUGUGUUCAGUAUUUACCAUUAUGCAGUUCAGAUUAUUUUUAUGCACAAGGUUUGCAAACUGUGUUAGAACAAUUUUAUGUGCCGGCAACUGCACAUUGAGUUGAACCCUGUUUUACUGUGUACUCUUGCACUUUAGUAGUGAAAUUGGCUGCACAUCUUGCAAUUUUCAAAAGUAUGUCUUAUUCCAGUCCCUUGUAUUGAAGUAUAGGAAUGUCAGUAUUCAUUAGAACUAUUACAUUCCAGAAUUGUUCCAGAGGCUCGGAAGUUAAAAUCAGUCUAGUUAGGAAAUGAAUUGCAAUCUAACAAAUGAAUGCAUACGUUUACCAUAUUUUUAGUUUUGGCAUUCAGAAUGUGUUUAAUCUUAUACCACUCCACCCCAAAAAAUUGUGAGUACCUCAUUGCCCCAAAUAUUCAUGUUAUGUAUGAUGUAGAGACCACUGAAAUAGAGAGAGUCCUUUGGGUGGUAAUUGCUUGAUGUCAUUUAACUUCUUAAGCACCCUUUUCACAUUCCAGCCUCUCAGCCUAUUCCUUUUUUUUAACUGGUUGUUUUAAUUGUGAUACUGUAAUACCAUGUAGGUUUGUGUGGCCUUUGACUUUUGUAAGCUGUUUUCACGCUUGUCAGUAUUUGUGACAGAAUUUGUGACAGAAAAUUUGUGACAAUUGCGCCGAAGUAGGCUGCUUAUAAGAACUCGAAUAAUGUCAACCUACUGUAUGGUGAAACAAAUGCCAUGAAUAUUAAUUUCCAGGUUUAUUACUAUGUUCUCCUUUUUUCUGUUGAUUUAUCAAUAUGCUGUGACAUUCCAGAACCAUUCCUGCAGCUUCUUUAGGGAAAAGGCUACACGGACAGUCCUGAUCUGCUAACUGAUAUUUAAUUUAAGAAUUGGUUAAAAUUAGGUUAGGCUUAAUCAAAUGUAUUUAUAAAUCAUUUUACCUAAGCAGAUGUCAAAGUGCUUAAAUAGAAACCCAGCCUAAAACUGCAAACAAUACAGAUGUAGAAGUGUGGUGGCUAUGAAAAACUCCCUAGAAAUAUCAGAAAACUAGAGAGGAACCAGGCUCUGUGGGAUGUCCAGUACUCUUCUGGCUGGGCGGAGAUUAUAUGAAUGCAUGGUCACAAGGUACAAAUCUGUCGUUCUGCCCCUGAACAGGCAGUUAACCCACUGUUCCUAGGCCGUCAUUGAAAAUAAGAAUUUGUUCUUAACUGACUUGCCUAGUAAAAUAAAGGUAGAAGGUAAGGGUCCGUUUCAGAUUCUGGUUAGUCAUUUUGAUGGUCAGUGUCCUUAUCGCCCCUCCCCUUCUUUAGUCAAGAGCGGUAGCUAUGCGUUUGUCCUAAUUUAACUCCAAGGCCCAAAUGUUGGUUUUUGAUGUGCCAGUAUUAAGACCACAAUCCAUUUUGGAGUGUUUUGAGUUGAAGGUAUUUGCAUUGCAUACUGUAUUCGAAGCAAGAUAUCGGCAUACCACUGUAGUGACAUGGCAAUGGACUAAAAUGUUACAAGCAAGAGAAUGUGUAGUCAGAGUGGAAAAAAACAUUGAAGUAUGAAAGUGCCCUUGUAGAAAGCCUGCUCUUGAUUAUGCACUUUUCAAUAAUUCUCCAUUGUCAUGAAAGACCAAAUUAUUUAUUUGGUCUAUCCUCAAGACUUAAUUUAAGUCGCCUUCAGUGUGACAAUGUUAAAUGGAUGGCUGGAGGAAAGUGACUUCAUAUUGGAUUUAGCAUUUUGUUCUCGUCUAUCCUUCCCUCGGAGCUUGCCCCUGUCCAUCGCAACAGAAGUGGCUUAUUUUCACCUGAUGCUUGAUAUAAUGGGCUUUGGAACUAUUCAUCAUGAGACUGUUGGACCUCGAGGCUUUUAAUAUUUGACUUGAUAAAGAGCUUCUUUUUGAGAUUAGAAAUGUGCAAAGGAUCAUUCUUGUAUAGCUUUCUGUUCUACUUAUUUUUGUCACCUUGAACUUGCUUUUCUCAACGCAAAUCUAUAGGGAAUGGAGCACAUGUUAAAUCAUGGCAAAGGAACAACAGUGACUUCCCCAUGAAUUAUCACAAAUUGUUUCUCUAGUUGUGACAAUGAAGUAAAUUGCCAUUGGAAUUAAAUUUUAAAUGUCCUCUCAAGUGUUUUACACAAGAGGACAUAAAAUAAUUAAAUUCCAAUGGGUGGGGCACAGUCAGUUUGUCGGACUGUUGUAUCUUUUUGGACCUUUACAAAGGUCUGGCAAAUGUUUCAUCAGAAUACCAGUUAUUAUGAAGGUUUCUUUUCCUUCUGGUGGAACUAUUUGUACAUAUUUCAGUUUAUAAAUUACUUUUCUUUGAACAUAUAAUUAGCAUUCCAUGUUCAAGACAAUUUGAAUUUUAUAGUUGAUUAUAGGUUAAAUGGAGGAGAAAAUCGCAUUUUGAAAACAAUUGUAAAUAAGAAAUACAUUUUACUGUUACCUACUUUCAUAAAUCUUGUUGAAUUGAUCUACAUGUUUGUAGAUGUGUCCUUUUGAUGAUUUAUUAAAAUGAGAUUAUUUUAACUUGCUGCA